Fragaria vesca subsp. vesca is the source of this 1471-nucleotide messenger RNA. Its product is annotated as heat stress transcription factor A-6b-like. NCBI's taxonomy places the organism in Eukaryota, Viridiplantae, Streptophyta, Magnoliopsida, Rosales, Rosaceae. The transcript is spliced from 2 exons. Gene Ontology annotation, molecular function: DNA-binding transcription factor activity; RNA polymerase II cis-regulatory region sequence-specific DNA binding. The coding region runs from base 287 to 1324 and encodes 345 amino acids. Gene Ontology annotation, cellular component: nucleus. The record is from RefSeq and is a predicted model, not a curated record. Gene Ontology annotation, biological process: regulation of transcription by RNA polymerase II.
CGCCUCCAUGGCAACCUCAGCUUCCCCUUUUCUCAUAACCAUUCCACCUAAACCUUCUUCCCUCUAACAAAAUCUCAAAACUUCCUGUGUGCCUUUUCAGGAUUCACUAUUCAUCUACACCCACCAUUACCUCUUCCACUUUGAAUAGAGUUUCUCUACCUAAAACCCAUUUGAGACAAAAGUGUCUGAUUCACACCAUCUUGUUUUUGUUUGUCCAAAGACAAAGAGAGAUUAACAACACUAACCCAGAUCAGAUACUACUGAUUAGUGAGAUUACCACUUAACAAUGAAUCCCCAAUCUUUACCUGUGCCAAUGGAGAGACUUAAUGAGCAAUGCCCUCCACCAUUUCUCUCCAAAACCUAUGAGAUUGUGGAUGACUCAACAACCAAUCACAUAGUGUCUUGGAGCAAAGCAAACAACAGCUUUGUUGUAUGGGAUCCCCAGGCCUUUGCCAUCAGGCUUCUCCCCAAGUACUUCAAGCACAACAAUUUCUCUAGCUUUGUCAGGCAGCUCAACACUUAUGGAUUUAAAAAGGUUGAUACAGAUAGAUGGGAGUUUGCUCAUGAAGUGUUUCUCAGAGGGCAAAAGCAUCUUUUAAAGAAUAUCAGGAGAAGGAGGAAUACAUCUCAUAAUGUUCAUUAUGCUAAUUCACAGCAGGGUCUGGACUCUUGCAUUGAGGUUGGAAGUUUCGGAUCGUUAGAUGGAGAAAUUGAUCAGUUAAGGCGUGAUAAGGAGGUUUUGAUGGGGGAACUGGUGAAGCUUAGACAACAGCAGCAGACUACUAGACUUCACCUCCAUGGAAUGGAAGAUAGGCUCAAGAGAACAGAAAUGAAACAACAACAGAUGAUGAAUUUCUUGGCAAGAGCAAUGCAGAAUCCCAACUUUGUACACCAAUUGGCACAGAAGAAGGACAGAAAGAAACAACUUGAGGAUGCUAUUAGAAAGAAAAGAAGGCGGCUUAUUGAAGGGCCUAGUAGUAUUGAGGUGGGUGAAUUAGGCCAAGGUGGAGGAGAAGCUUUUGUUAAAGUUGAACCACAAUAUUAUGGUGACAUAACUGAGCUUGAAGUUUCAGGGUUGGACACGUUUGUUGUGGAAAUGCAAGGAACAGAUGAAAACCAAUUGGUCCAUGAUGGGCUAGAGUGUAUGGAGAAAGAAGAGGACCAUGAAAGGAGAAGCAAAGAUUUGUCUGAGGUAUUUUGGGAAGAGUUUUUGAAUGACGGCGUUGAUGAAGAUGUUGAAGUACCAGGUGUUCAAGAAGAGGAUGAGGAAGAUGUCAAUGUGUUGAUUGAACAGCUUGGUUGCUUGGUAUCCAAGCCCAAGUAAAGAAAAUCAUCAAGCUUUCUGCACAUAUAUAUUUUCUUCAUCGAGCUGGUGUAGGAAAGCUUUAACAAUUCCUGAUCUUCACAAGUCAUUUUCUUAUUUGGUAUUGACAACUUAAUCCAAGCACAUUGCCACUCGUCCACCGCAUUC